AUGUCUUCUAUUCUCUCGAGAUAUGGAGGAUAUCUUCGCCCAUUAUUCCCUAAGGUUAGCUCAUUCAUUACUCAACUGAGCCGGAGAGGUCACCUUGGGUUCCCACGUCCCUUACAGUUCCAACAAAUUGAAAAUAAGAAAAACCUUCGGAGCAGCUUAUUAAGGAACCGAAGGACGGCUCGGGGCAGCUGCCAAUCCAAGCCGGGGCUCCCGAUAAUGAGAAGAAGAGACGGUGAGCGGAGUCCUGGUUUACUUCCGAAGCCCGAAGGGACAAGGUCGAACGCCUGUGACAAAGAGACAGGUACCAAGGAUUCCGGAGAACCCUUGAACUAUCCAUGA
This is a messenger RNA of Nezara viridula (southern green stink bug), 339 nucleotides long. Lineage: Eukaryota; Metazoa; Arthropoda; Insecta; Hemiptera; Pentatomidae. The record is from the annotation of a GenBank genome assembly.